Molecule: messenger RNA, 1535 nt
Organism: Nematolebias whitei (Rio pearlfish)
Lineage: Eukaryota; Metazoa; Chordata; Actinopteri; Cyprinodontiformes; Rivulidae
Gene: ndufs2
Product: NADH:ubiquinone oxidoreductase core subunit S2
Exons: 14
Coding region: 25-1422 (465 amino acids)
Biological process (GO): mitochondrial electron transport, NADH to ubiquinone
Molecular function (GO): NADH dehydrogenase (ubiquinone) activity; quinone binding; NAD binding
Source: RefSeq, a predicted model, not a curated record
GAAACUUCAGGUCCAACAGUCAAGAUGGCGGCGACAUUGUUGAGGUCCAUCUCCUGGAUUGGACGUCCUUCAGCUAAAUUGAAGCUGAACACGUUACUGAGCCCUGGCUGUACGAUCCUGCAGAACAGGCAGAAGCAAUGGCAGCCAGAUGUGGAGUGGAUGGAGCAGUAUGCCGGGGCUGUAAUGUACCCCUGUGCUGAAAAUCCGAAGUGGAAGCUUCCCCCAUGGAACGACAAAGAUCCCCGGGGAGUUUGGGAUGUUUCCAACGUAAAGGUGAACUUCGGUCCCCAGCAUCCUGCUGCUCACGGUGUGCUACGUCUGGUGCUCGAGCUCAGCGGAGAGACUGUGAUUAGAUGUGACCCACACAUUGGCCUGCUCCAUCGAGGCACAGAAAAGCUGGUGGAGUACAAAACCUACCUGCAGGCUCUGCCCUACUUCGACCGUCUGGACUAUGUCUCCAUGAUGUGCAAUGAGGAGGCCUACUCUCUGGCUGUGGAGAAGCUGCUCAAUAUCCAGGCUCCGCCUCGUGCCCAGUGGAUCAGAGUUCUGUUUGGAGAGCUGACCCGCAUCAUGAACCACAUCAUGGCCAUCGGCACCCAUGCCCUCGACGUGGGUGCCAUGACUCCAUUUUUCUGGCUGUUUGAGGAGAGGGAGAAGCUGUUCGAGUUUUAUGAGCGAGUGUCUGGAGCCAGAAUGCACGCAGCGUACAUCAGACCAGGAGGUGUCCAUCAGGAUAUGCCCAUCGGCCUCAUGGAUGACAUCUAUGAAUGGGCCAAGAAUUUUUCAACGCGAGUUGAUGAAGUAGAAGAGCUGCUGACCUACAAUCGCAUUUGGAAGAUGCGUACAACAGAUGUGGGGGUCGUCAGCGCUGAAGAUGCCCUCAACUAUGGCUUCAGUGGAGUGAUGCUGCGAGGCUCAGGAAUCAAAUGGGACCUGAGGAAGUCUCAGCCAUAUGACAAAUAUGAUGAGGUGGAGUUUGAUGUUCCAAUUGGAUCCAAAGGAGACUGCUACGACAGGUAUCUGUGUCGAGUGGAGGAGAUGAGGCAGUCCCUGAGAAUCAUCCUCCAGGCCCUCAACAAGAUGCCAGAGGGGGAGAUUAAGGUGGAUGAUGCCAAGGUGGCCCCGCCCAAACGGUCUGAGAUGAAGACGUCCAUGGAGUCAUUGAUUCAUCAUUUCAAACUUUACACAGAGGGCUACCAGGUGCCCCCAGGGGCCACAUACACCGCUAUAGAGGCCCCCAAGGGGGAGUUUGGUAUUUAUUUAGUGUCGGACGGCUCCAGCAGACCCUAUCGUUGCAAAAUCAAAGCUCCUGGAUUCACUCACCUGGCCAGUUUGAACAAAAUGGCCGCAGGACUCAUGUUGGCUGAUUUGGUGGCCAUCCUUGGAACUCAGGACCUCGUGUUUGGUGAAAUUGACCGUUAGCGUCACGGUGCUGAUGAAGAUGUGGACCCUCUUCCUGUUUCAGCACAUGAAUCUGAUUCUGAUCUUGUAUAACGCCUGAGUGAACCUAAUAAAUGUUUUUUCUGUGACAUGAA